UUGUUUCAUACCACUAAAAAUUUCAUCCAAUCCAAACAAAGAACACCAAGCAAAAACUGAUUCACAACUCAGUAUAGAUGGCAACAAUCAACCUUGUAUUCCCUCUUGUGCACCCAAUCAUCAUAGCCCCACGUUUUCUUCACACCCCAUCAUCACUAUGCGCUCUCACUUCAAAUAGAUUCACAACUCGUUCUAUGGCAAACGAUUUCUUAGGUGAUUUUGGAGCCAGAGACCCUUUCCCAGCUGAGUUAGAGAGUAAGUUUGGAGAAAAAGUGUUAGGAAAUGUGGACACUGAACACAAAAUCCUCAUCCCAAAUAUCUCUGCUCUCUCUCUUUCCCAACAAGAGUGCACCCCCACUUCCCCUCUUCAGUCCCCCAUGUCAGAAGAUGAUGCUCAGAAACUCAUAAGAAAGGUUUUGGGUUGGAGACUUAUGCAUGAGGAAAGUGGACUUAAACUUCAAUGCUUGUGGAAAUUGAGAGAUUUUAAAUGUGGAGUUGAACUCAUCAACAGAAUCUCCAAGGUUGCAGAGGCUGCAGGCCAUUUCCCAAAUAUCCACUUGGAACAACCAAAUCAAGUCAGAGCAGAACUAUGGACAGCUUCCAUUGGAGGAUUAAGUAUGAAUGAUUUCAUUGUAGCUGCAAAGAUAGAUGAAAUAAAGACAUCAGAUCUUGUCCCAAGGAAGAGAGUUUGGGCGUGAUGCCCACUUUAACUCCAUGAAUCAUUUUGCAUUGAGAUUUUCUUCAACACAGAAUUACCACUAAUUUGUGUUAUUUGAUGAAAUCUAUCAUUCUUUGCCCUCAUUUUAAGUGUUUUGCCCUGAAGCCUGUGUACAUGUGUCAUGACUUUUCUUAUUUGAUAAGUGUAAAUGACUCUCAGCAUCCGAAACAGUUUUUUUACAAGAUUCAUUGAAUCAAGAGCAUCAAUAUUGUUGUAACUUUUUGAAGC
This is a messenger RNA of Gastrolobium bilobum, 946 nucleotides long. RefSeq names its product probable pterin-4-alpha-carbinolamine dehydratase, chloroplastic. Gene Ontology annotation, cellular component: plastid. The transcript is spliced from 3 exons. The record is from RefSeq and is a predicted model, not a curated record. Gene Ontology annotation, molecular function: 4-alpha-hydroxytetrahydrobiopterin dehydratase activity. The coding region runs from base 78 to 698 and encodes 206 amino acids. Gene Ontology annotation, biological process: tetrahydrobiopterin biosynthetic process. Lineage: Eukaryota; Viridiplantae; Streptophyta; Magnoliopsida; Fabales; Fabaceae.